AUGAUUCAAUUGCUUGAAUCUCACACAUCAAAGAAUUUGGCAAUCGAAGUGAAGCGGUGCCUCGAUAAAUUUGGCAUUACUUUGAAACAAGUGAAAUCCAUCACUACGGAUAAUGCGGCGAAUGUUGUGGGAAUUGUUGACCAUUUGGAUGAAGAAGUUUUAUGCGCAAUUGGAGAAGACACCGAAGAAGGAAAUUCAACGCAUCAACCGAUAGAGCUCGUUCCAGCUGAAAAUAUCAACAAUCCAGUGAGUGACGAUGAAAUUCGCGAUUUGGCUCGGCAAAUGAUGGAAGAUGAGGCUUUAGCGUUAUAUUUGGACGACACCGGUGCAUAUGAAGACUUAUUGAAAAAAGUAAUAGAAGACCUUCCACAUCAUUUCAAUGGAAAAACAGCUAAUGUCAGGUGUGGCGCUCAUACAAUACAUUUGACUGUUCGUGGUGCACUUAAAAAGUCAAAUUUUCGAGAAUUGGUGGCAGUGUGUCGAGGUGUAAUUAAGUCAUUGCGAAAAGAGGCAUAUAUUCGAGAGUCUCGGCAUCAAAAUUUGCAAUACAGUCUACCACAUUUGAAUGUUGUGACGAGAUGGGAUUCCGAUUACACAAUGUUGAACGAUCUUUUACAGUGCAAGGGAAUGGUGGAUCACUUUGCCAAAACACAGAGAGAAUUUAAAAUCAUUCAAACAAAGUGGGCUGUCAUUGAAGAAGUCGUCAGUGUGCUGAAAAUGUUUUUUUUGACGACGAAGAAAUUACAGGAUGUCAACUUUACCUUAUCAGAUUUUUAUGGUCAUUUGAUAGCACUGAAAGAAAAUUUGACCAAUUAUUUACAUUCAAAUCAGCAACUUUCGGAUCUUGCUACACACCUUCAAACUGAGCUCAAUAACCGACUACCUAUGCUGAAAAAGAAUCCACUGAUGAUAUGUGCCGUUUUUUUGGAUCGUCGAUAUAGUUCCGAACUGAGCAGAGAUGAAAAGGCGCUUGCUGUCAGAACAUUAGUCAAAAUGUGGGAAGAAAUUAGAAUGGAGCAUUUUGCCAAUGGCAAUGGUGAUACUGAAAAUAAUAAUGAUGAUCUCUCAUUUCGUUUUGACGACCAUGCUUCUGUCAUCGAAGCCUAUUUUAAUUCAAAAGGUGUUCAUCUUCAAGAGCCAGAGAAAACAGACCGGGAAAAUCCAGAUUAUACAACGUCAAAUGCGGCAAUGUACGAGAUUUUGAACGAAUUCGACAGUCAAAUUGGUCGCAUACCGGCUUCGCAAAGUGUACUAGAAUUUUGGCACAAGAAAAAAACUGAAUACCCGGAAGUUUAUUUACUAUCCACCACAAUUAACGCCGUGCCGCCGACUCAAAGCACCACAGAACGUGCAUUCUCAACUUUGUCAUUUGUUUAUGACGAUAAGAGAACCAAAUUGUCUAUGGUUUUAUUGGAGCAAAUUUUAAUUAUAAGAUUGAAUAAAGAUUUGACGCUGGACAUUUUUGAAGAAAAUUUGAUGGCAAUUACAU
Messenger RNA from Sitodiplosis mosellana (orange wheat blossom midge), 1489 nucleotides. RefSeq lists its product as uncharacterized. NCBI's taxonomy places the organism in Eukaryota, Metazoa, Arthropoda, Insecta, Diptera, Cecidomyiidae. Gene Ontology annotation, molecular function: protein dimerization activity. The record is from RefSeq and is a predicted model, not a curated record. The transcript has 2 exons. The annotation marks the transcript as partial.